GUUCAACUUCUGUUGCACUGUAGCCGUGUUCAACACAAGCAACGCUCUCGCGACAGAAUAACUGUGUAUCUGGUGCCAUAUGUACUUGAACAUGUUGAACCACUCAGGAUAUCCCUUGAUGAUGGUCAAAACCCAGUAGACCACCUAAACUCUUUAAUUCUGUAGUCAAAAUAAACACUGCGAGGGUCCGUGAUUUGAGAUGUGGAGAUAAGAAGAGGACUACCUGCAGAUUACAGUAACUCGCGGAACUCUAUACAAUGCCAAAGGAACCAAACGAGCAGAAGUCACCCAAGUCCCCAACCUCACCCAAGAAGAUGAUGCGACAGAAACGAGACCGGCGCAAAAAGAGCCUCUUACGAAAGGCCUACGAAUACAGCAAGCUGUGUGAUGCUGACGUCUGCCUGGGUAUUCGCAUUCGAGAGUCUGGCCAAGUCACUACAUUUCUCUCCGAUUCGACAGGAUUCUGGUCAGACCUUUCCUCGCAACUAGUACGUUUUCAGCAUGCUUGCUGUCGGGAAAUAUACUAUCCACGGCCGACUCAGAAAACGGAGAAGGAUUUUGACUCCAAUCCUACAACUGAUGAUGACUCAGCUGCAGCCGAAGACGUCAAAGGGGGAGAACAAUGA
Messenger RNA from Aspergillus vadensis CBS 113365, 626 nucleotides. RefSeq lists its product as uncharacterized. The transcript is spliced from 2 exons. Lineage: Eukaryota; Fungi; Ascomycota; Eurotiomycetes; Eurotiales; Aspergillaceae. The coding region runs from base 258 to 626 and encodes 122 amino acids. Gene Ontology annotation, molecular function: DNA binding; protein dimerization activity. The record is from RefSeq and is a predicted model, not a curated record.